This is a messenger RNA of Malassezia globosa CBS 7966, 2748 nucleotides long. RefSeq lists its product as uncharacterized. NCBI's taxonomy places the organism in Eukaryota, Fungi, Basidiomycota, Malasseziomycetes, Malasseziales, Malasseziaceae. Gene Ontology annotation, cellular component: fungal-type vacuole membrane. Bases 1 to 2748 code for a protein of 915 amino acids. The record is from RefSeq and is a predicted model, not a curated record. The transcript has a single exon. Gene Ontology annotation, biological process: macroautophagy.
AUGCGUGGUUGGCAGUGGGGUGCAUGGCUCAGUGCACUUGUGGUAGGUGCUUUGGCAAAUGUUUCCGAGUCAUCAACGCAGGAUGUGAAUCUUGUUGACAUCAUAAGCACUUACCCAGAACUGUCAACCUUCAUUCAUUAUCUACAACGGGCGCGUCUGAUUCCAUCGCUAAAUCGCAUGCAAGAGAAAAGUGAUGUUUCUUCGGGAAUGACGAUCUUUGCUCCCACAAAUGCAGCGUUUGAAUCAUUCUGGCGUCAUGGCGACUUGGGGAACAAGUCUGUGGUGUCUGAACAAGAGCAGCACCUGCCGGACAAUAUUCAGGCAGAACUUCGGCAACAGCUGCUUUACCACGUACUCAAUUAUACUCUGUUGGACGGGAACGAUGCCAACCUAUUUUUAGAGACGUUGCAUUUCCCAUCACGCAAGCGCCUGUUCGAACCCACUCGGCCAGGCACUGUGCCGCAGAAACCACAAGAUCCUCCGCAUCCUGGCGCCGAGGAUCGCGGUGGCUUGCUGGGUGGAUAUGGGCAAAUGCUUCGUGUUGUCCGUGCUGAAAAUGGCUCUAUCACGCAUGUCGGCAUGGAUCAUCGCGGAAUGCAUGGUGCACGCAUAGUCCAUGUGGAUCGUCGCUCGCGCCAUGGCAUCGUGUACUUGAUUGAUCGAGUGAUUUCGUUGCCGCCGUCACUCGAUGUGUUUUUACGCGAGCAGAGUGUCUCCACCUUAUUCCGCCACAUCCCUAACGACACUCUGCGCACGCUUGCAACGACGGCACACCUGACCGUAUUUUUGCCCACUGAUGCAGCAUGGCAUCAGCUAGAUCCGCUCGAGAAAAAGUACCUUCUGGGCUCUAGCCCUGAGGCACUCCAAGAUCGCUUGCGUGUGUUUGGAUGGCACGCAUCGAGCACGGGUCUAGGUGAUGGCCGUGUCGCAUAUGCGUCGGAGCUGCUUGCUGCUCCUCAGACCAACCUCACGACCAUCCUUGGUGGUGAUGUGCAUGUGAGGACGCAAGCUGGACCGACUCCUGGCUCUCCCCGCUCCCUGUCUCUUGAUGGCAUGUCGAUCGUGCAACAGGAUAUCCUGACCGAGAAUGGUGUCGUUCACAUCGUGGACGGUAUGCAUAUGCCGUUUGGUGAUUUAGGUAUGACGGCCGAAAAGUAUUUACUCGCUCUUAAUGCUACAGAGUUUGUCGCGCUCAUGAAGCACGCAGGACUUGGCGACUAUAUAACCCAAGAUCCGCAUGAAGCAAGGCGUCCGGCAACACCGAGGGGUCCAUUCACGUUUCUUGUACCUCCAAACUCUGCACUGCGUAACUGGGUACAUCAACAUGUGGCCCAGCCGAUUAGCAAACAUUCUUCGUCCAUGCAGCGCCUUCGAGACAUGUUAUUGUACCAUAUCCUCCCAGACCAUCAGCGCACACUUACCAACGAAACGCUUCUCACGACGCAAUUAUAUCCAACCGGCUUACUCGGUGCACCUCAGCGCAUACCAGUGAUUUUGAGUGACAACAAAACGCUCACAUUCGGGCACGCCCGCGUGACUCAUGGUCCCGUCCAUGCACACACAGCGACCAUGUACCUACUCAGCGAUAUUGCGCGCGUCCCAACCGACCCUGUACAUACUGCGGCGCGUGCAUCUCUAUCGACCUACGUCCAAGCACUGAGUAAGGCGCAUUUGGAUUCCAGCAUACGCAAAGCACCGCUUAUGACAUACUUAGCGCCAAUAAAUGAGGCAUUUGAGAAUAUGGGUUUGGCGGCCAAGUACUUGCUGCACACAUCGAAUGCAGAUCUGUCGCAUGUCAUUGCUUCCUUCGCGUUACCAGGCGCCCUGUACUUGUCGUCACUAGAAGCGAAUUGGACGCGUGUGGUCACUGGCGAUGGAUCCUUUGUGUGGCUACGACGCGACGAAGCAGGUAUAGCAGUCCGCACGCCAACAACCGGUGCCACUCUCAUGCAAACGACGCAGACUGAUCUCAUCACUGAUACAGGUGUCGUUCAUGCGGUAAGCGACGUUCAGCUACCACCGUCAGUCCCAAUGACGCUGUCAAAGCUAGCGCGUGGUGCACCAACACAGAAGAUGCUCUCGCUGAUCCAUGCGGCCGGCUUUGACUGGGUGUGGAACUCGUCUCUCACAAUCCAAGCGGAUCGGAAAUGCAAGCAGCAAAAGUUGAUCGUGCUUCUUCCCGAAGACAGGGCGUUUGCGAAACUGAACAUCAGUUUAUAUGAAGCGAAUCCAGAGUCACUUCGAGCUCUUGUUGCUCUGCACAUCUUGGUUAUGGACGAAUGUCAUUCUCGCAAACGCACAGAUGAACACUUGCCGCUGCCCCUCUUCGACGAAAUGGUGCAUUCAACUAUGCUUGAUAAGCGCUUGGGUGGAUCAAGUGCAUUUGGCCGUCUUGCCUUCCGCCGCACCAGUGCAUCGUCGAAGAACCAACUUGGAUACAUGGUCGGUAUUAAAGGGGCUCGCAGCACGGUUGGAAAAGAGCAUGCCGCCAACGUUCUCGAUCUUGGACAUGCAGUUCUUCACGAAACACUCGCUGACGGACACGUGGUGCCCGGUGGUGUUCUCACAAUUGACACAGUCUUGGAACCAUUUGAGCCUGGCUGGCUCCUGCGCUGGAAUUGGACAUGGAAGAUGUGCCUACUUUUAGUGCUAGUUUCAGGCGCAUGUGUUACAAGAGCUUACACGCGACACAGGCGCUGGGGCUACACGCGGGUCCAAUCUGACGCCUUCGAGGGUGAAGAAGAGUAG